UCAUGCAAACUGUACAAUUAAUUAAUUAGAUUUUGUUUUUAUCUAUAUUUAAUGCUUCAUGUAUAUAUCUAAAGAUUGGAUGUAAUGUUUUUUUUGUUAACCAGGCCUAAUACUGAUAUUCUGGCCUUGAAAUGUACUAGCCCAUGCUGCACAGUGCACAGCUAGCACGAUAAAAUAUAAUCUUGACACAGCUGCACGUUGCGCCAUUAGCCAUGGAGUCCGGCGGCUUCCUUGCACGUCGUCCCGAGCCAUGCGCCGCCGCCGCCGACCCCGACGACGGCGACGCCCGCCGCGGCGGUUGGCGCGCCGCCUUCUUCCUCGUCGUCGUCGGGUUCUUGGAGCGGAUUGGGUUCUUCGGCGUGCAAGGCAACCUGAUGCUGUACCUCACCGGCCCGAUGGCCAUGUCCACGGCGGCGGCGGCCACCGCGGCGAACGCCUGGGGCGGGACGGUGCUGGUGCUCACGCUCGCCGGCGGCCUCGCCGCCGACUCCUCCGGCCUCGGCCGGUACCGCGCCGUCAUCGUCGCCAGCGCGCUCUACCUGCUCAGCUUGGGGAUGCUCACGGCGUCGUCGUCGUCCAUGGCGGCGCAGCGAGCCACGUCGCCGCCGUCGUCGUCCGCCGGCGGCGCCGUCGUCGUCGUCUUCUACGCCGCGCUCUACCUGCUAGCUCUGGCGCAGGGCUUCCACACGCCGUGCGCCGAGGCGUUCGGCGCCGACCAGUUCGAGAGAGAGGGUGACGACGAUGGCGGCGGCGGCGGCGGCGCGCGGCGGCCUGCGUCGCGGAGCUCAUACUUCAACUGGUACCACUUCUCCAUAUCCUGGGGCUACGUCAUCUCCACCACCUUGCUCAGCUACGUCGACGAGAACGUCGGCUGGACCGUCGGGUUCGCCGCGUGCUGGGCCACCAUGGUGCUCUACCUCGCCGUCUUCUUGCUCGGCACGGGGACGUACCGCCGCGCCGAGCGACCUGCCAUCGACGGCGCCGCCGCGGCGCGUCGUGCGUGGACGGCGAGGUUCUUCUUCUUCUUCUCCCGAAACCGAAAGGAUGCCGCCGAACAGCUUCUAGAACCACAAGAGGAGGUGGUGGUGGUGGUGGAUGGCCAUGGCGAUGGCGGCAGGGGAUUCUUCCUUGUGAAGCUUCUUCCGAUCUGGCUGAGCAGCAUAGUGUUCGCCGUCGUCGUCUCGCAGGUGUCCACCCUGUUCACCAAGCAGAGCAGCACAAUGGAUCGGCGCGUCGGCAGCGGCGGCGGCGGCGGCCUCGUCUUGCCGUCGGCGGGGCUGCAGUGCCUCGUCAGCUUCACCUACAUCGCGGUGCUGCCGGUGUACGACCGCAUGGUGGUGCCGCUCGCGAGGCGCCUCACCGGCGGCGGCGGCGGCAUCACAAUGCUCCAGCGCAUCGGCGCCGGCAUGGCGACGGGCUGCCUCGCCAUGGCCGUGGCGGCGCUCGUCGAGGCGAGGCGGCUCCGCGUGGCCCGCGACGCCGGCCUGGUCAACCGGCCGGGCGCGACGGUGCCGAUGGGGGUGUGGUGGCUGGUGCCGCAGCACGUGCUGAUCGGCGUCGCGGAGGUGCUCGCCGUGAUCGGGCUGGAGGAGUUCUUCUACGACCAGGUGGCCGGCGAGCUCCACAGCGUGGGGCUCGCCGUGUCCCAGGGCGUGAUGGGCGUCGGGAGCUACGCCAGCGGCGCGCUCGUGGCGGCGAUCGACUGGGCGACGGCGGCGAGGAGCGGCGGCGGAGAGAGCUGGUUCGCCGACGACCUCAACCGCGCGCACCUGGACUACUUCUACUGGUUGCUCGCCGCGCUCGCCGCUCUGGAGGUGGCCGUGUUCGUCUACCUUGCGCAGCGAUACGACUACAAGAACAAAUCCAAGCCAUGAUCGAUCGUAUUCUUUUCUGAUUUUGUAUCUUCUUAUUUUAGAUAUGAACAAUGGCGUGACGUUAUCAUUUAGAAAAAAUAUCAAACAUAUUCUUUUAAUUGUAUAUCCCUACUAUUAUAAAAAGAGUAAAGUGCACAGGUAGUCCUUAAACUAAUAAUGGUGUGUCAUCUAGAUCCUUAAACUCUUAAAAUGUAUAUCCAAAUUCUAGAA
Molecule: messenger RNA, 2084 nt
Organism: Oryza sativa Japonica Group (Japanese rice)
Lineage: Eukaryota; Viridiplantae; Streptophyta; Magnoliopsida; Poales; Poaceae
Product: protein NRT1/ PTR FAMILY 5.10
Biological process (GO): transmembrane transport
Cellular component (GO): membrane
Molecular function (GO): transmembrane transporter activity
Source: RefSeq, a predicted model, not a curated record